Molecule: messenger RNA, 1353 nt
Organism: Kluyveromyces marxianus DMKU3-1042
Lineage: Eukaryota; Fungi; Ascomycota; Saccharomycetes; Saccharomycetales; Saccharomycetaceae
Exons: 1
Coding region: 1-1353 (450 amino acids)
Biological process (GO): transmembrane transport
Cellular component (GO): fungal-type vacuole membrane
Molecular function (GO): transmembrane transporter activity
Source: RefSeq, a predicted model, not a curated record
AUGCAUGUUGGUAAGGUUUGGUCAGAAGCCCCUAGGGAUGUGAAAUUAUUAUGGUGGGCUGUACUUUUAAGAAUGAUGGCAUACGGAAUGACUAACCAGAUUCUAACCCUUUAUUUCAAUGAGAUUGGCAUUACAGAUGAGCAAAUGGGUCUAUUUAUGUCGUUAACUCUUGUCGGAGAUGUGUGUAUCUCGUACGUUCUUACGUGGUACGCUGACUCAUGGGGCAGACGUUUGGUGUUAACUUAUGGCUCUGCAAUGAUGGGACUCUCCGGUGUAGUAUUUGCUGUAUCAGAAAAUAUAUAUGUUCUUCUUGUGUUUGCUAUCAUUGGGGUUAUCUCGCCAUCUUCUGAAGAAGUAGGACCUUUCAAAUCUAUUGAAGAGUCUAUGAUUGCCCAUUUGACCCCACAUAACAAGAGACCCGAGGUGUACUCUAUGCAUUCGAUGCUUGGAACUUUUGGUAGUGCUGUAGGCUCUCUAUUCUGCGGUGUUAUAAUCGAUAUUCUUAUAUCAUUCAAGGUAUUUGAAACUAAAAGAGCAUGUUACAAAGCUAUAUUUGGGAUCUAUGCUAUCAUUGCGUUGAUUAAGUUGUUCAUUUCCAUAUCGUUGUCGGCAGAGUCCGAACUUGACGGUGACUUUGAUGACCAGUGUGAAUCUGCCGAAGCAACCACUGAAACAUCGACUGAAACCCAAAUAGAGGAUGCAGAAGUUCAAGCAGAAGAUACUCCUUUGGUUAUCAAAUCACUAAGAAAAGACAGGUUAUCCAAGAAGACAGUUUCUUUAAUGUUCAGAUUGCUUUUGAUUUUUAUGACGGAUUCAUUGGGUUCAGGAUUCAUGACUUCCUCCUGGAUGGUGUAUUAUUAUAAAAAGGUAUUUGAUAUGAGCAAUACAUCAUUAGGAUUGUUAUUUUUCAGCAGCAAAUACGUAAUGGCAGCAUCUGCUAUACCAUCCGCUAUCAUCGCUAGGCUUUAUGGACCAGUUAAAGCAACUUUGCUUGUUCAAGUUCCUUCUGGUAUUUUCUCUAUCCUAGUUCCAUUUGCAGAUGCACAUGUUUGGUUAUCCGUCCUGUUAUUAAUGCUCUUCUUUUUCACUACAGCAAUGGAUGUUACACCAAGACAAAUUAUUCUGACCAAUACAAUACCUGCUAAAGACCUAACAAAGGUGAUGGGUAUGGUUAAUAUUGGGAAAACUUUUAGCAGAUGCAUAGGUCCUUUCUUCACUGGUAAAUUGGCCAAUGAUGGAUAUUUGUGGGUAUGUUAUAUCAUAAGCGGUUCUUUAGUGAUUUUAGCAGAUAUAUUCUUAGCAAUUCUUUUUGGUGACAUAGAUGAACAAAUUCUAGCUAAGACAAACUCAUGA